Molecule: messenger RNA, 1805 nt
Organism: Sorex fumeus (smoky shrew)
Lineage: Eukaryota; Metazoa; Chordata; Mammalia; Eulipotyphla; Soricidae
Gene: VIM
Product: vimentin
Exons: 9
Coding region: 86-1489 (467 amino acids)
Biological process (GO): intermediate filament organization
Cellular component (GO): cytoplasm; plasma membrane; axon
Molecular function (GO): structural constituent of cytoskeleton
Source: RefSeq, a predicted model, not a curated record
CGAAGUCCCGUCCUCUGCGCUCCCUCGCUCCGGGUCCCCACGCCCGAUUCGCAGCCGCCGCUCCCAGCCACCGCGCCCCGCAGCCAUGUCCACCAGGUCCGUGUCCUCGUCGUCCUACCGCAGGAUGUUCGGCGGCCCGGGCAGCUCGAGCAGCCGGCCGAGCGCCAGCCGUAGCUACGUGACCACGUCCACCCGCACCUAUAGCUUGGGCAGCUCGCUGCGCCCCAGCACCAGCCGCAGCCUGUACGGCGCGUCCCCCGGCGGCGCGUACGCCACCCGCUCGUCCGCCGUGCGCCUGCGGAGCGCCGGGCCCGGGCUGCGGAUGCUGCACGACUCGGUGGACUUCUCGCUGGCCGAUGCCAUCAACACCGAGUUCAAGAACACGCGCACCAACGAGAAGGUGGAGCUGCAGGAGCUCAACGACCGCUUCGCCAACUACAUCGACAAGGUGCGCUUCCUGGAGCAGCAGAACAAGAUCCUGCUGGCCGAGCUCGAGCAGCUCAAGGGCCAGGGCAAGUCGCGCCUGGGGGACCUGUACGAGGAGGAGAUGCGGGAGCUGCGCCGGCAGGUGGACCAGCUCACCAACGACAAGGCCCGCGUGGAGGUGGAGCGCGACAACCUGAGCGAGGACAUCAUGCGGCUCCGGGAGAAGUUGCAGGAGGAGAUGAUGCAGAGAGAGGAAGCCGAGAGCAACCUGCAGUCCUUCAGACAGGACGUGGACAAUGCUUCUCUGGCACGUCUGGACCUUGAACGCAAAGUGGAAUCAUUGCAGGAAGAAAUCGCCUUCUUGAAGAAACUGCAUGAUGAAGAGAUCCAGGAACUGCAGGCGCAGAUUCAGGACCAGCAUGUGCAGAUCGACAUGGAUGUGUCCAAGCCUGACCUCACGGCAGCCCUGCGUGACGUGCGUCAGCAGUACGAGAGCGUGGCCGCCAAGAACCUGCAGGAGGCUGAGGAGUGGUACAAGUCCAAGUUUGCUGACCUCUCUGAGGCUGCCAACCGCAACAACGAUGCCCUGCGCCAGGCAAAGCAGGAGUCCAAUGAGUACAGGAGACAAGUGCAGUCCCUCACCUGCGAAGUGGAUGCUCUGAAAGGAACUAAUGAGAGUCUGGAACGUCAGAUGCGGGAAAUGGAAGAGAACUUUGCUAUGGAAGCUGCCAACUACCAAGACACUAUUGGCCGUCUGCAGGACGAGAUUCAGAACAUGAAGGAGGAGAUGGCUAGACACCUCCGUGAAUACCAGGACCUGCUGAAUGUUAAGAUGGCUCUUGACAUUGAGAUUGCCACCUACCGGAAGCUGCUGGAAGGCGAGGAGAGCAGGAUUGCUUUGCCUCUUCCCAGCUUUGCUUCCCUGAACCUGAGAGAAACCAAUCUGGAGUCCCUCCCUCUGGUGGACACACACUCCAAGAGAACACUUCUGAUUAAGACCGUUGAGACCCGAGAUGGACAGGUUAUCAACGAAACUUCCCAGCAUCAUGAUGACCUGGAGUGAAAAUCUCAGCCAUCUGGUGCAGCAGUUUCUUACCAGCAGAAUAAGAAAGAUCCAUAUCAUAAAGGAAACAGCUUUCCAAGUGCCUUUUCUGCAGUUUUUUAAGAGCGCAAGAUAGAUUUGGAAUAGGAAUAAGCUAGUACUUAAGAACCAACAUUUGUAAAAGAUGUAGACAAAAAGUUUACAACCUAAUCUAGUUUAUGAAGACAACUUGUGCUAGAAUACUUUUCUUAAAAAGUAUUUUUGAAUACCAUUAAAACUGCUUUUUUUCCGAACAACUCUGACCAACCUGUCUCUGAAUAAAUCUUUGGGAAACUCA